AUGGCUUCCUCUCCGAAGUGGCGUCCCGGGAAACGGAUUGCCAUCGUUGGAGGAGGACCCGGUUCAAUCUCCAGUGGCCUAGCUUUGAUUCAACGAGGCUACGAUGUGAAGAUCUUUGAGCGGCAGCCGGAAUGUAAAGCGAUUGGAGGUGCAGUCCUGCUAUCAACUCCCGUCCUGGCGAUUCUUCGAUCCUAUGGCUUGAACUUGGACAAUGUCGGUUCCUACACUGUCACUUAUUUCAAGAAUAAACAGGGACUGGAACGCGUUAAGCUGCCAUUCAAUGCGGAGGUUGAGAAACGCAUGGGUAUCAAAGGCUGGCACUAUGGCGUCCUCCGUUCAUCGAUAUUUGAAAAAGUCCUGAACCUUGUCCCGGAAGGUGUUAUUCAGGCCGAUCAUGAGUUCACUUCUUACACGGAGCGCGGUGAUGGCAUUGAGAUCUCUUUCGCAAAUGGCCUCCAAGUCACGGCCGAUAUUCUCAUUGGCGCUGACGGAAUCCACUCAAAAGUCUCGCGACAAGCCUUUGGUGAGCCUCGUCUGUUCCACACCGGGAUUCGUCUUUGGCUCGCUUGGUGCGACCAUAUACCGGGUAUUCCCGAAAACUACGGUGUUAUUGCGCAUGACUGGCAAUAUCAGGCUAGUUUUUUCCCAAUGCUUCAUAACGGCAAGCCAGGAUUUGAGUGGUGGGUGGUCGAGCCAUCGUGGGAUGGGAAGCCUAUCCCAGAUGAUCCUAAAACGCAUCUCACCGGAAUCCUCAAGGAUUGGGCACAGCCUAUGCCUCGUUUUCUCGAAGCCACCGACUUCGAAACUCAAGUAUACCGAUGGGAAAUCUUCAACCGACCUUCUAUGAAAAAGUGGUCUGCCGGAAAGGUCGUAUGCGUUGGUGAUGCCGUGCAUCCGGUAUCGCCAUAUGCGGCGUAUGGUAUGGGUAUGGCAAUUGAAGACGGUUAUUUUCUUGCUAAGGCCCUCGACGGUGUUGAUUUACGCGACUCGCUAGCAGUCAGCGCCGCAUUUGAGAUCUACGAGGAACAAAGAGUCGAUUAUGUCAAUCACAACAUGGAAUUUGCACGUUUCCUUGGCAGGAUGUUCCACUCCUUGCCUCGGCCCCUCGCGAAUAUUCGCGACUUGAUCUUUGACUACACUCCGGUGCUUAGUAGGUUUCUUGGGAAGGGAUACCUGAAGAAAGCCGAAGAGGAAACACUAAGCUUGAAAGAGUUGCAAGUAACCUGA
Messenger RNA from Penicillium soppii, 1227 nucleotides. RefSeq names its product FAD-dependent oxidoreductase. Gene Ontology annotation, molecular function: FAD binding; monooxygenase activity. The record is from RefSeq and is a predicted model, not a curated record. Lineage: Eukaryota; Fungi; Ascomycota; Eurotiomycetes; Eurotiales; Aspergillaceae. The transcript has a single exon. The coding region runs from base 1 to 1227 and encodes 408 amino acids.